GGCGUGAAGUUAGGACAAGGAGUCAAGCUGAAGCUGUACAAUUGAAAUCCCCGCGACGACGAUCAUGAUGAAGAUAAUGACAAGGGCGACAAUGGCUUCUUCUUCUCCUGGUUCCGGUACAUGCAUGCUUUCUCUUCCUCCCCAUUUCUUGUCUUCAUCACAAAAUAACUUUCAGUCGAAAUCCCUUCAUUUUAAUACCCUCGAUGAUGCCCUCUCUUCUUUUCAUCGAAUGCUUCAUAUGCAUCCUCCUCCCCCCAUCUUUGAAUUCGCUAAACUUUUAACCUCCAUCGCUAAAAUGAAACACUACUCCACUGUGCUUUCUCUUUCCAAGAAAAUGGAUUCUUUUGGAAUUCCACCUGAUGUUUACACUCUCACCAUCGUCAUCAACUCUUUCUGCCAUUUGAAUCGGGUGGACUUCGCUUUAUCCGUUUUAGCCAAAAUCCUCAAACUUGGGCAUCAACCCGACACCGCAACCUUCACCACUCUGGUUAGGGGGCUCUGUGUUGUGGGUAAAAUUGGUGAAGCCCUCGACGUGUUUGAUAAAAUGGUUGGGGAAGGUUUUCAACCCAAUGUAGUCACUUAUGGAACUCUGAUGAACGGGUUAUGCAAAGUGGGCAACACUAGUGCCGCCAUCAGGUUACUUAGGAGCAUGGUACAAAAAUGUUGUCAGCCUAAUUUAAUUGCUUAUAACACCAUCAUUGAUAGCCUUUGUAAGGAUAGACAACUAACUGAGGCUCUCAACCUUUUCUCUGAGAUGAUCGCUAAAGGCAUUUCACCUGAUAUUUUUACUUACAACUCAUUAAUUCACGCUCUGUGUAAUUUAUGUGAGUGGAAACAUGUCACAACACUGCUCAAUGAAAUGGUAAAGAGCAAGAUAAUGCCAAAUGUAGUUAGUUUAAAUAUAGUGGUGGAUGCACUCUGUAAAGAAGGAAAGGUCACAGAGGCACAUGAUGUAGUCGACAUGAUGAUUCAAGGAGGUGUGGAGCCUGAUGUAGUUACCUACGCUGCAUUGAUGGAUGGACACUGUUUGCGAUCUGAAAUGGACGAGGCAGUUAAAGUAUUUGAUAUGAUGGUUCGAAAUGGCUGUGUGUGUAAUGUUGUCAGCUAUAACACCUUAAUCAAUGGUUAUUGCAAGAUUCAAAGGAUAGAUAAGGCCAUGUAUCUCUUUGAAGAAAUGUGUCGACAAGAAUUGAUUCCUAACACCAUGACUUACAGCACUCUUAUACAUGGCUUGUGCCAUGUGGGAAGACUCCAGGAUGCAAUAGCACUUUUUAAUGAGAUGGUAGCUUGUGGCCAAAUUCCAAAUCUUGUUACUUACAGCAUUUUAUUGGACUAUCUAUGCAAAAAUCAUCGUCUUGCUGAAGCUAUGGCUUUGUUGAAAGCUAUUGAAGGCAGUAAUUUGGAUCCAGAUGUACAAGUUUAUAAUAUUGCCAUUGAUGGGAUGUGUAGAGCUGGUGACCUUGAAGCUGCAAGGGACCUCUUUUCUAAUCUUGCCCCCAGAGGUUUGCAGCCUGAUGUUUGGACUCAUAAUAUUAUGAUCCGUGGGCUUUGUAAAAGAGGGUUAUUAGAUGAGGCAAGUAAGUUAUUUAGGGAAAUGGAUGAGAAUGGUUGCUUGCGGAAUGGUUGCACUUACAAUACAAUUACCCAAGGACUUUUACAAAAUAAUAAGACAUCAAGAGCAAUUCAACUUCUUGAAGAAAUGCUUGCAAGGGGAUUUUCUGCUGAUGUGUCCACCACCGCAUUGUUGGUGAAAAUGUUAUCUGAUGAUGGAUUGGAUCAAUCUGUAAAACAAAUUCUAUGUGAGUUCAUGCGGUGAAGAGUUAUGAUAUUCAUCAACUCUAAAUAUGAAAUUUUUGGAGGGUCUCACUCUUUCUUGUAGUUGGGUAAUUGUUAAUAUCACUUGUAAGUUACAGUUAUACUUGUGUGUAAUAUUGUUGCAACUUUUAUAAAUAUUUGUUGUUCUCUCAGUACAGUCAAUAUUUUCAAAACUGUAGUAUGUAGGAUAUUAGUGAUAGCAUUCCUUUUUGUCUUGCAAAAAGCAAAUGUCAAAUCUGAAGGAUGUCAUCUUUUGUUAUAUUUUAUCAGCAGAUUCUAAAAUUUUAAGAUUUUUCUUUAAUGAAGGAUGUGAUAUUUUGUUAUGCUUAA
This is a messenger RNA of Vitis vinifera (wine grape), 2145 nucleotides long. Its product is annotated as pentatricopeptide repeat-containing protein At1g62910. Lineage: Eukaryota; Viridiplantae; Streptophyta; Magnoliopsida; Vitales; Vitaceae. Bases 65 to 1816 code for a protein of 583 amino acids. The transcript has a single exon. The record is from RefSeq and is a predicted model, not a curated record. Gene Ontology annotation, molecular function: protein binding.